Molecule: messenger RNA, 1675 nt
Organism: Megalopta genalis
Lineage: Eukaryota; Metazoa; Arthropoda; Insecta; Hymenoptera; Halictidae
Source: RefSeq, a predicted model, not a curated record
CCGUGGUACGCGAGGCUGACUCAUUUCGCGCAGGAUUCCCUCUCUACAAGAAAAUCUGCAUACCGGCCGCAGCUUAAUCGCAUUCCUCGGGAUCGUAAACGCGCCGCGUAUAUAACCGAUGCUCGGUCAAUCUGUUCUCCCAAUCGCGACCUAAGUCUCGGCCGAAACGGAAACCGCAGUGAAACAACCGCGACCGAACGAACCGUCGACCACCAUGUGGACCGCGCUAUUGCUGUUGUUCUUGGUCUCGUUCGAUAUUGGAGCGGCUGGGAGGCCCUGGCAGGCGGAGAGCUCCGACGCACGGCCGGAUUCCUCCGAUCCGAAUUUGCAGAACGCCGGAAACGCGGCGGCACGGCUUCCGAGGAAAUUCCGCGGGAACAGCCGCACCAGGAGAGUGCACAUUGAAAACCAGACCGGCUUCGAUGGGAAAGUGGAGAAGAUCCAUAUUAACUCCGACGAGGAUCUUCCUGGUGUUCGAGCGUACGGAACGGCGAAGAAGAAUCUAGAGAAUAAUGGACACAUUCAGGAGAUCGUGGAAAAGAACGUCGAGGGGGUGAUCGAGUACAGACCGAGAAUUGUCAGAUCGAUCGAGGCGUACGGGAAGUCCAAGGAGCAUCUGACGACCAACGGAGAAAUCGAGAUUGUGCAGAAACCAGUUGUUGUCGUCAGACAACAGACGCGAAGAGGCGCAGCUCCGAGAUCGGCGAGGUCCAUCGGCGCGACAGCGAAACCGGAAGCGGCGGACGGCAGAAGGAAGGACUCCGAGGACCUGGAGGCACAGGACGCGAAAGUGUUCAGACCUUUGUUCGUCUACAGGCAACAGCAGGCGAAGAGGCAACACCGUGUCAAUAAUUACGCUUACGGCUACCAACCGUACAGGCCUUACUAUUACCGUCUGCCAGCUUACUGAAAUCCUUUCACCCGGUGACGCGUACACGUCUCUAAUUGCCUGUAAUAAUCGUCGAAAUCCUUUAGACGUCGACGGGGAAACGAUUUAACGACGCGCGAGAGGCUCUUCUCCUCGAGUCGUAACGAGGCUUCGAAUCGAGCCGCGGAUGUUUAUAUGCAAAUUCUCGGUUUCUUCUUUCAGUCGCCGCGACUGCUUCUCUCAUCGAAAUCGAAUCGCUAAAAGAUUAUAUUAACAACAAUGAAUUUCAUGAGAUUCAAGUUUCAUCGAAUUAAAAAAAAAAGAAAAAAUCGAAAUGGAACAUAAGGCGUACUGAUUAACGUGUCCGCUGGCACUUCUCGAGUUCAAGGCUGGCCUCUUCGUCGUUCUCUCUGGCGUCUUGUGCCAUUUCUGUCGUUCGCAAAUACAUUCUUACCGAAGAUAUUUAUCGGUGCACUCGAUGAAAGCGGUAAAAAAUUGUCCCCGAUCAAUCCAGAGAAGGCCUGAACUUUAAUGUUAAAUCGGUUUUAAUAUGUUAGCGCGUAUAAAUCGCUGUAAAUGCAUAAGCAUUCGUGACCCUAAUCGAUCGAAUCGCCGUUUCUUUAGUGCCAUAAAUCGUGAACAUUCUUUCCGAUGCUGUAAACGUCGCCGCAUCCUUGCGUCGGGGCGACAGAAUAUUUUAGAAAAUUAAUUUUUCCGUGAAACAUAGUUAAUAACGUUCCCGAAACUUGAUAAAUUAUAUGUAAUUAUUAGUUAUCGUAUAUAUACAGGGUGCCCCAAAAAUGUCUC